Molecule: messenger RNA, 788 nt
Organism: Cyclopterus lumpus (lumpfish)
Lineage: Eukaryota; Metazoa; Chordata; Actinopteri; Perciformes; Cyclopteridae
Gene: txnb
Product: thioredoxin
Exons: 5
Coding region: 160-483 (107 amino acids)
Molecular function (GO): protein-disulfide reductase activity
Source: RefSeq, a predicted model, not a curated record
GCAAUCUUUAUUUUGAAAGCGCACUGACUUCCGCCACGGAGCGGACAGGUCGACUUCCUUAUUACAGCUGCCAUAUAAAAAGCGACGUGUCUCCCUCUGGGUGUCACACAUUUAGUUGCCUGUCUGUCAUCGCGAUAGACGCUUCACCGAAUCGACACCAUGAGAGAACCCACAGAUCUGGCUGAGUUCAGGCAAAUCCUGAAGGAAGCUGGAGACAAGCUGGUCGUGGUGGAUUUCACCGCCACCUGGUGUGGCCCCUGUAAAAUGAUUGGUCCACUAUUUGCGCAACAGGAGACAAAGCCUGAGAACGCAAACGUGAUUUUCCUGAAGGUGGACGUGGAUGAAGCUGAUGAUAUCAGUAAAGAAUGCAAGAUCAGCUGCAUGCCCACUUUUCAAUACUACAAGAACGGAGUCAAGGUGUUCGAGUUCUCCGGCGCCAACAUUGAUACACUGAUUGAAAACCUGGAAAUCCACAGAACAUAAAAUCCCACUGGCCGAUCCACUCUCCCUUAUUGUAUUCAUACCACAGGAGCCCCUGUUGCCCUCUGUACACACCUAAAGAAAUUCCAGUUACACCUAAUCAGGUCUUCUAUUCCACACAGGAAAUAAUAAUUAGUUCCUCAUCAUGUGUCGGUGACUUACUCCUCGUACUGUUUGUGACUGGCUGGUUGGAUUAAACCCUGAUGAGCACUUUUAAGUCUGUUUUUAUAUCCUGACUCACUCGUGAACUUUCUUUUGUACAUUGUGUUCAACAAGGUGGAUUUAAUAAAUAUAGAUGGUCACAGGAA